This is a messenger RNA of Carassius gibelio (silver crucian carp), 3000 nucleotides long. Its product is annotated as 6-phosphofructo-2-kinase/fructose-2,6-bisphosphatase 4. The coding region runs from base 104 to 1552 and encodes 482 amino acids. Gene Ontology annotation, molecular function: fructose-2,6-bisphosphate 2-phosphatase activity; ATP binding; 6-phosphofructo-2-kinase activity. Gene Ontology annotation, cellular component: cytosol. The record is from RefSeq and is a predicted model, not a curated record. Lineage: Eukaryota; Metazoa; Chordata; Actinopteri; Cypriniformes; Cyprinidae. Gene Ontology annotation, biological process: fructose metabolic process; fructose 2,6-bisphosphate metabolic process. The transcript is spliced from 15 exons.
GUCGUUACGGUAGUGUUGUUCUCCAGUCUCAUGACGUUCUUCAGCGCUGUCUUUAGUGCGCACUGAUGAUUAUGGACGUUCGUGUGUUGAGACGACGAAUAUAAUGAAUGUAACAGAGGACAACACGGAGCAAUGUGGAAAUAGUCUCACCCGAGAACUCACGCAGACUCCUUUAAAGAAAAUAUGGGUGCCAUCCUCCACAAACGGCCUUCCAGAGAGACACAUAAGUCAAAGAAAGGUAUGCAUGACCAACUGCCCCACACUUAUAGUAACCGUUGGUCUCCCAGCCAGAGGAAAGACCUACAUCUCCAAGAAACUGACACGCUACCUCAACUGGAUUGAUGUUCCAACAAAAGAGUUUAACGUGGGACAGUACAGACGUGAAUGUGUGAAGAUCUACAAAUCCUUUGAGUUCUUUCGGCCAGACAAUGAAGAGGGGCUUAAAAUCAGGAAGCAGUGUGCAUUGGCAGCUCUCAAUGAUGUACGGCAGUUCCUCACAGAUGAAGGCGGUCAGGUGGCGGUUUUUGAUGCCACAAACACAACCAGAGAAAGGAGAGAGACGAUCAUCAGAUUUGCAGAGCAGAAUGGUUUCAAGGUUUUCUUCGUGGAAUCUGUAUGCGAAGACCCGGAUGUUAUUGCAGAGAACAUUGUGCAAGUGAAGUUGGGCAGUCCAGACUACACGCACUGUAACACAGAAGAGGCCGUUGCAGACUUUAUGAAGAGGAUCAAAUGUUAUGAGAACUCUUAUCAGCCGCUGGAUGAGGAGCUGGACAGGGACCUUUCGUUCAUUAAGAUCAUAGAUGUGGGACGGCGGUACCUGGUGAACCGGGUUCAGGACCACAUACAGAGCCGAAUUGUGUACUACCUUAUGAAUAUCCACAUCACGCCCCGCUCCAUCUACCUGUGCCGGCAUGGAGAGAGUGAUCUGAACAUCAAAGGUCGUAUCGGUGGAGACUCAGGACUCUCGGCCAGUGGAAAGGAGUUUGCUAAGGCUUUGGGCCAGUUUAUCCAGUCGCAGAAUAUAUGGGACCUGAAGGUGUGGACGAGUCAGAUGAAGAGGACCAUACAGACGGCAGAAGCUCUGGGUGUGCAAUAUGAACAGUGGAAAGCGCUCAAUGAAAUCGAUGCCGGUGUUUGUGAGGAGCUCAUGUAUGAGGAGAUCCAGCAGAGAUAUCCACUGGAGUUUGCAUUACGUGACCAGGACAAAUACCGGUAUCGCUAUCCCAAAGGAGAGUCUUAUGAAGACUUGGUCCAACGGCUGGAACCUGUGAUUAUGGAGUUAGAGCGGCAGGAAAACGUUCUAGUCAUCUGUCAUCAGGCCGUCAUGAGAUGCCUGCUGGCCUACUUUCUGGACAAGACUGCAGAGGAAUUGCCUUACCUGAAAUGCACUCUUCACACAGUAUUGAAGUUAACACCAAUGGCCUAUGGUUGUAAGGUGGAGUCAGUCUGUUUGAACGUGGAUGCUGUGAAUACGCACAGAGACAGACCAUCGAACGUAGAUGUGUCACGGCUGCCGGAAGAGGCUUUGUUAACAGUGCCAGAUCAUCACUGACAAAUGUUAAUGUACACCGCACUGCCGAAGACGCCCUACAGACCGUCCCGCCUCACUUCUGACCUACAACCACUGCAUCUUCUCCAGUGUCUCUCAUGCAAGCCUGGGCUUACCAUUACUAAAGGUCGACCCUGCCUUCAGACAGACCCCUGGUCAGGUUCUGGUUUUUCAUGUUAACUGGUUAAUUAGUUGCCGUAAGAUUUCUACUGACUGUAUAAAGUAUAUGGUUUCUCACUCCAUGUUUUGAAAGACCCGUGGCAUGAGAUACACAUAACCUGGAAGAUCGUGUUUUGGGAAAUAUGGGUUUUAGGUGGAUGUUACAUUUCUUUCUACGAUGGCUCUUAUAUGUAUGUGUGAUAUACAUAUAUUUACAGAUAUGCCAGUUACACCAAUGGGAUCUGCAGGUAUGUUAUUUUGCUGCUCCUUUAAUAGUGCUCUCAUUUUGUCAAAUCUAAAAGGUAAUCUCUCUGUUAUUUUGAGGGAUGGAUGUCAAAAUGUGUGUGUUUUUGUGCCUGUGAACAUACAAACCUGAGAAAACACUCAUUGUGUCAAAAAAUGUCCUUCAUCUUCUCUAAAGAUAGAGUGACUUUAUUUAUCUUAUUUUUUAUGUUCUUUAAGAGUUUAGAUAUGAAUAUCCACCUUUCACCUGACAUUUAAAUUCAGACACUAAUUGUUGAUUGAAGUGCUAGUUAUUUUAAAUCAACAGUGAGCUGUUCGGGCAGGUAUUUUUAUAUCAUGUACAUUUUGUUUAGAAUAACUGCAGAAUAUUCUGACUUUCCAACAGUGAUUUUAACUGCAUGUUUCUGAGAAAUUGAAGUGCUUGUGAGAGAAGCAUAAGCUGUUUUGUUACAUUAACAAUUUUGGGAACAAGAUAAAAGUCUCGGAAUUUGUAUUCAUUUUAAAUAUGUUCAACAAUGAUUCAUCUAUAUCCAUUUCCAUAUAAGGAUUCAAAUAUAGUAUUAAACUCUUAAGUUUAUCUGGGUCUGUCCGUUUUAUCUGUAACUCCUUUCAUCCAGUAUAACAUAGGUAUAGGUUGACUGAAUUGUUGCCUGUCUCGAACCAUGUCCAAAGAGUUCUGUGAUAUAUACUGUGCAUUUGAAACAGAUCUUGACUAUUUUAAUGAGAUUUUCUGGAGUAAGUAAUUUUAUGAUUGUUUCGGUGCCAGUAUCACACUAGAAAUAUAUAUUUUGAAGUUUUGAAGUAGUAGUCCAUUAAUAGUAAUAAUCACAGAUUUUAAUUCCUUGUAUAUACUGUGUAUCCAAAUCAUUUGUCAUAUUGCUACACCAUGUUGACAUAACAAAGAGACAUAUUGUACCGCAUCAUGGGAAAAUAAUAUAUUUGAUGUCAAAUAACAUGGAUUUUUUUUUUUUGUACUGUUGAAAAUGCAAUCUGUGUUUGUGUGUUUGAAUUUUAUCUCCUCCUUGAAUAAACCUUUUGUGGUGAUUUUC